Molecule: messenger RNA, 601 nt
Organism: Polistes canadensis
Lineage: Eukaryota; Metazoa; Arthropoda; Insecta; Hymenoptera; Vespidae
Exons: 2
Coding region: 27-575 (182 amino acids)
Biological process (GO): sensory perception of taste
Cellular component (GO): membrane; dendrite; axon
Source: RefSeq, a predicted model, not a curated record
UUCUUUGUUCAGCCAAUUCGUUCAUUAUGGUCCUUGCUACGCUCUUCCGAAUUUACAUGGGUGUUGUCGAGCAUAAUUAUGCGUUCAUGCUGAUCAACAACAUCAUUUGGAUAAUUUACGCGGGACAGUUCGGGCUAAUGUGCUGGGUCUGCACGCUGACCAAUCGAGAAUUCAAGAAGACUGGUAUAUUGAUACAUUCUAUUAUUCCUAAUCAUGAAAAGACGGAUCGUGAUAAACCGUUGUCCGUUUUGGCUAUUUGCAACGAGCACGAUUAUUCCUUACAAUUGCACCAACAACAUCAACAACACCACGAAGAUCGCCGACGAAUUUCCCUCGACAUUAGUAGAUUCGGUUUGAACUACUUCAGCAUGGAAAAUCUAUUACGGGCAAAUAUCGAGCGUGAUUGUAUCAGAAACGAGAUUAAUGAUUUCUCGAAUCAACUUCAACAACAACCGAUUGCCUUUACCGCCUGUGAUUUUUUCGAAAUGAACAACGCUCUCUUAACUGGUUUCGUAGGUGUUAUUACGACUUACUUGAUAAUCGUCGUUCAAUUCUACCGACCUGAAAACGUCUAAAUAAGUUCAAGUGAAACUCAACACGG